This is a messenger RNA of Schizosaccharomyces octosporus yFS286, 3528 nucleotides long. RefSeq names its product SNARE Sed5. Gene Ontology annotation, biological process: endoplasmic reticulum to Golgi vesicle-mediated transport; intracellular protein transport; vesicle fusion. NCBI's taxonomy places the organism in Eukaryota, Fungi, Ascomycota, Schizosaccharomycetes, Schizosaccharomycetales, Schizosaccharomycetaceae. Gene Ontology annotation, molecular function: SNAP receptor activity; SNARE binding. Gene Ontology annotation, cellular component: endomembrane system; SNARE complex; Golgi membrane. The record is from RefSeq and is a predicted model, not a curated record. The coding region runs from base 105 to 1037 and encodes 310 amino acids. The transcript is spliced from 2 exons.
UUACUGAUCCAUUCAACCUGAGAAGACAGCCACCUCCAGCUUUCCACACAUCACAAGCUUUUCUAGACGACAUUGAGUAAAACGUACUUUACUAGGAUUUAUUCAUGUCAUUUCAGGAUAGAACUACAGAAUUUCAAGCAUGUGUUGCAAAUACCAGAGCUCGAAUGAGGAUUUCAUCUUCAAAUGCAACGAUGAACAAUGCGUUGCAAGCAAAGCAUCAAAAGAGCGAAUUUACAACAGUUGCGAAAAAAAUAGCUUAUAAGAUCAACGAGACUGGAAAACAUCUACAACGUUUAUCGCAGCUCGCCAAAAGGAAAACAUUGUUUGAUGAUCGGCCAGUGGAAAUUCAGGAACUGACAUACCAUAUUAAACAAAGUCUGUCAUCUUUAAACUCAGACAUUGCUUCUCUGCAACAAAUUGUUCGUCAAACCUCAAAGGGGUCUCGAAAUAAGCCUGCCCAAAUCAACCAGCACAAUGAGAACAUUGUCGUUUCUCUCCAAAACUCCCUUGCUGAUACCAGUAUGAAUUUUAAAGAUAUUUUGGAAGUUCGCACACAAAAUAUGAAAGCUUCCCAAAACCGAACAGAAAAGUUUGUUGCUUCUACUUCUCUAAACACCAACCCUCUUACCAACAAUGAUGCGACUGCAUCACCUUUUAAUUAUGAUGAAUCUGAGCCAAAUGAAGACUACCUCGCUUUAAAUUUAGGAGAAGGUGCAAAUACCAGAUACGAACAAAUGGCGUUGUUGGAAAAUCAAACAGAUGUUUACUCACAACAAAGGAUGUCUUCCAUCGAAAGCAUUGAAAGUACCAUUUCUGAACUUGGUGGAAUUUUUUCUCAAUUAGCUCAAAUGGUGUCCGAACAACGUGAAACGGUCCAAAGAAUUGAUCUUUACACUGACGAUAUAGCCUCGAACAUAGGUAGUGCUCAAAGAGAAAUCCUGAAGUUUUACGAUAGGGUAUCUUCGAAUCGUGCGUUACUGUUCAAAGUCUUCGGCAUACUAAUAGUCUUUUUCCUUUUGUGGGUACUUGUAACUUAAUUUGUGUUUUACAACUGGCUACUCCUCUAAUUUCUCCGUAUCCGUAUUAUGAUUUGAUAAUUCACUAUCGCCGUUUUCUUGUUCUUUUUUUUUUUUUUUUUAUUUUCUGGUUAUUGAUUAUGAAUUGCCGCUUCCUUUUACGUCACAGCAUUGUUUUUUUUCAUUUCCCAUAUAUUCCUGGAAUACUAGUCAAUACAUUCCUUGAUAUUUCACUCCUUUGAUUUUGGUAUGAACCUAAUCCUCCCCAUCAUUAUCCGUUUCCAUUUGUUGUAUACUCUCUGUUUCCAACUCUUCUAAUUGCCAUCCAAUUUCAGACUUUUUUGGCAUAUAUUCCAUAACCUGAUAAGUCAGAGCUUCUAGUACAUUGUCACUACAAACUAGUUAGUAUUAAGCUGAAGCUUUUUUAAACCUUUAUUCACAUACUUUGCUGUUUGAAUCCAAUAAGCAUAGUCAUUAAUAAUCAUGGUGUUGUAGAUGUAGUACACAUCAUGAUGUUCAAAUAACGAUUUUAUACCAAGUAAAACGCGCAAAAUCCAUCUCUUUCCUAAGCUGAGAAUGGCAUGAGUAUCCUUCCAGCAUGUCUCUACCAAAUUCCAAUUUCGAUACAAAGGAUAGGCCAAGGCCCGACGGAAGCAUGCACAGGCUACAUCGUGGAUGGUAGAAAAAUUUGUAUCAAGGCAUGCAACAUUAGGAGCCAUUAUUCCUAUAUUCCAGCCAGAUUCACUGCUAGGGUCACCUAAAGUUGUCCGAUGAUCAUAAGCAUAAGCGAAAAUCAAUGCCACCAGAUUAAGGUAAAUUCUUUUUGGAUUUUCAAUAAUGUACGAUUUUCUAGGAAGCGAAAGUAAAUUUUGCUUUUCAUUCUCGGUAAAUUCGAAAGAUAUUGGGUCACCGGCUUUAGCAUGCCUGUACAAUUCAACAUACUUAGGGGUGUAAGCAAUCAAUUCAUCAAUCAUCUCAUGAUCAUGAAAAUCAGCUAAAUAGUACUCCGGGUCAAACUUUUCAUCUUCUGUUUGCUUCCGGAUUUCGCUCCUCUGUAGCGGAUCUGUAACUUCAGGCUCCGGCAACACAUUAAUCUCAUUUCCCUCCAAGUAUUUAAGCAAUCCAGUAUAUUGAUCGUUAAAUCCGUAAUUCACUGUAGAUGUAUACUUCAUCUAUGAACUAUUAGCAUAAAUCGCCAAGUAUAUUGGAUAGCAAGCUGUUCUACCAUACCUUCUUGUCUUCCAUUCUUUGAAGCAAACCCCAAUCAAAAUCUGGGUCAUCAAAACGAAUAUUUCUCCAGUCUAUUUCUGGAUUAAUAUCGUCCGCUUGUACAUCUCCUUCCGUAUUUGCUGCAGAUGGGAUAUCGUUUACUUCUUCAAUCAAUGCUUUUUUUGGUGCCUCCGGCCUUUCUUUAUUGGCAAGCAAGGUUGUCAAUAAAUCUAAAUUAGGAAAUUCUUCGCCGGGAUUUUCCUUUGCAAAUUUAAUAUGUAUCAUUCCUUUUCCAAUGUCAUAGGAAGCAUGAGCUCGUUCAUCGUCUAAGACGUUUCCUGGAAGCUCUAAUCUUAGCUCUUGUUAAUGAAAUGCGUUAAUAAAAGGAUUAUCUUACUUCAAAAAAUAUGGAGCAAUGCAAAAGUGGAUCUCUGAUCCCAUCGCCUCAAUUUCAGCAUUUUGCGCCUAAAUGUGUAAGUCGUAAUAUUUUUAAAGGUCAUUCUUUACCUUAAUAUGAGGAGCCUGAAUACUCAAAUAAAUAAAGUCUGCAUCUUGCCGCAAUUCAAAUUUUGGAGUAAUCAUUGUUUAGGACAGGUUUAUGCAAAGACUUAAUUCCAACAUUCAUUUCUAAUUCAGUAAUGAAAGCACCAUCUAUUUGAAUUAUUGUUAGUAGAAAAUAUAAACUAGAAGAAGAAAGCAUCUUUUUCCUAGAUUCAUUACUCUGCUCCAAAACGCAAGGUGAGGUUCUACGAGCUCAUUCUAAGAGAGGCUCUUUGAUAGCUUUUACCUAGUUUUGUUUUCACUUCUCUUUUCAUUCACUAAUGAACAAAAAACGAAACAAUCAUUGUUUGAGCUUCCUUACUCAAAGACUACCAUCAAAAGAAAGGUGAAUUAAAUAUAUCCAUCGAGAUCCUGAUGUCUAAAAGUCUUUUCUAAAAUAAUUAUUAGAUUGUAAAUAAAAGUUGAUGAUGCAUUCACAGUUUUGGUCAAUGCGUUUAUUCUUUUUAGGUACGCUCAGAUAUAGCUGACCUAUGUAUUCUAAAGGUAUUUUCAUUUAAUUUAUUGAAUCUCAACUGCUAAAUUCCUCUCACAUAUUGAACUGAAAUUCUUUUUAGCUAACAAGUAUAUAAGAGAGAAGUAGUAACUACAGGGUUUAGAACGUUAUUCGUUUCGUUGGUACAUAUAUAAAGAAGAAAGAGUUUCAUGAUUUUAAGUAACGUUGGAACUCUCGCCAAUUUAGUUGUCGAUAUAUUCAGACCCACUCAUGUAAUAAAAUGAAUGAAACUACCUCCUCUCUGCAAAG